UAAGUUUACACUUGUUUAGUCAGAGAAUAUUGGUGUGGGUCAAAAUACAGUCUGUGAAAAAUUUGAAGAAACCUUGCUGAAAAUCUUUACGUUUUCUGUGCUUGAAAGCUGAUCUUUCUAGUGGAGAAAGGAGUUUUAUUAAAGAACUAUCAGUUCACAAGAACUAUCUGGACAGUCAGUACUGCUCAGAGUUGAUCGUUACCGUGAUAUUUUGCAAAUGCUUUUGAUGAUUCUAAAGUUACGAAAGAGUUUUGUAUAUUUGAACUUGGAAAGUGACACUCUUGAUUUUAGGACUUUUUUACAGCGAUCGCAAUCGCAAUCUAGACAAUGUAUAGAGUUAAUAAACUGACGAAAUAUUUUUGCCGCUCUGCAUGGAGUAAUCGAGCUUUAAGACUUUGCAUUCGACAACAGAAAACUUUGGCAGCCGAACCGUUUGCCAAUGGCACAAACAGUAAUUAUGUUGAGGAAAUGUACGAAUCCUGGAGAAAGGACCCAAACAGUGUGCAUUCGUCCUGGAAUGCAUAUUUUAAGAACAUUGAAAAUGGUGCCCAAGCCGGGGAAGCUUAUACACCACCACCUUCAAUAAUUCCUCAAGAGAGAAAUAGCUCGUUACCGGACGUUUUGAGCCCAAAUAACAUUUCAUCUGAUAGUCGUACUGUGAUUCAAAAACAUUUAGCUGUUUAUUCUCUUAUUCGAUCAUAUCAGAUCAGAGGUAACAAUGUUGCUGACCUUGAUCCUUUGGGAAUGCUGGAUGCAGAUCUGGAUUCCAGUAUACCUCCAGAAUUAUCAUUAGGAUAUUGGCUGUAUAACACAUUAAGAGGAGACCCCCCAGCAAAACUCACAACAAAGGAUUACAAAGAUAUAAGUGAUCAAGACAAUGACACAGUGUUCUACCUUCCUAACAGUACCUAUAUUGGUGGUGAUGAACUUGCAAUGAGUUUGCGAGAUAUUAAGAAGCGUUUAGAGGAAGUGUAUUGUGGCCAUAUUGGUUUGGAAUAUAUGUACAUUUACAGUCGUGACAAGUGUGACUGGAUUAGAAAAAGAUUUGAAACUCCAGGAGCAUUUGAACUGACUAAGGAAGAAAAGCGUCGAUUGCUUGCAAGAUUGGUCAGGUCGCAGGGAUUUGAAGCAUUUCUUGCAAAGAAAUGGUCGUCUGAAAAGAGAUUUGGCCUUGAAGGUUGUGAGGUGUUAAUCCCUGCCAUGAAAGAGAUAAUUGAUGUCUCAAGUAUGAAUGGAGUUGAAAGUUUUGUCAUUGGAAUGCCACAUCGAGGACGUUUAAAUGUUAUAGCUAACGUUUGCCGCAAACCUCUAGAACAGAUUUUCACUCAGUUUCAGCCACACCUUGCACCUACAGAUGAGGGAUCGGGAGAUGUGAAGUAUCAUCUUGGAAUGUCUCACAAGAGAAUAAAUAGAGUGACAAAUAAAGAAAUAAGACUUGCUGUUGUUGCUAAUCCAUCGCAUCUUGAAGCUGUAGACCCAGUCGUACAAGGAAAAACAAAAGCAGAGCAAUUUUACAAAAAUGAUGAAGAUGGAAAGAAGGUGAUGAGUAUUUUACUUCAUGGUGAUGCUGCAUUUGCUGGUCAGGGUGUCGUUUAUGAAACCUUUCAUUUGAGUGACUUACCAAACUACACGACCAAGGGAACAAUACAUAUUGUUGUCAAUAAUCAGAUUGGUUUCACGACAGAUCCAAGGGUUGCAAGAUCUUCACCAUACUGUACUGAUGUUGCAAAGGUAGUGCAAUGCCCAAUAUUCCAUGUGAAUGCUGAUGACCCAGAGGCAGUUAUAAAUGUCUGCAGAGUUGCUGCAGAAUGGAGAAAUACGUAUAGUAAAGAUGUUGUCAUUGAUCUGGUUUGCUAUCGACGCUUUGGUCACAAUGAAAGUGACAACCCGAUGUUCACCCAGCCUAAAAUGUAUGAAAAAAUUGAAAAGCAAACACCUGUUGUUAACAAAUACGAACAGCGGUUAGUAGAUGAAGGGAUUGUCACAAGAGAGGAAUGUGAGGCUGAACAUGACAAGUAUGAGAGAAUUUGUGAAGAAUCUUUCAGGAAAGGAAAAGAGAUAAAAUCAAUCAGGUUUGCCGACUGGUUAGAUUCCCCCUGGAAAGAUUUUUUCAAAGAUGACAGAGGAAAGACCCCAGUACCACCAACUGGAAUUAAAUCAGAUGAAAUACAUAGCAUUGGUCAUGCCUUCAGUAGUCCACCACCUGGUGUUGAGUUUACCAUUCAUGCAGGUUUAAAACGGAUUCUAAAGGCCCGUAAAAAAAUGCUGGAGGAAGGGCAUGUUGACUGGGCCAUUGGUGAGGCUCUGGCAUUUGGUUCAUUAUUGAAAGAGGGGAUACAUGUCAGACUGAGUGGUCAGGAUGUUGAACGGGGAACAUUUAGCCAUCGUCACCAUGUAUUACACGACCAAAAUCGAGAUAAAGAGACCUACAUCCCUCUCAAUGAAUUGUCUGAAACUCAAGCUGAAUAUACUGUGUGUAACAGUUCUCUGUCGGAAUAUGCUGUGUUAGGUUUUGAACUUGGCUACAGUAUGACCAAUCCAAACUCUCUAGUCCUUUGGGAAGCACAGUUUGGUGAUUUCAACAACACAGCACAGUGCAUCAUAGAUCAGUUCAUUAGCAGUGGACAGGACAAGUGGAUCAGACAAAGUAACAUUGUCCUCUUGCUUCCUCAUGGUUUUGAAGGCAUGGGACCUGAACAUUCAAGUGCUCGUCCUGAGCGUUUUCUACAAAUGAGUAAUGAUGACCCAGACACCUUUCCUCCUGAGGGAGAUGACUUUGAAGUAAAACAACUUUACAACACAAACUGGCAGGUUGUAAACUGCAGCACUCCAGCAAAUUAUUUCCAUGUUUUAAGAAGACAAACACAGAUGGACUUCAGAAAACCGCUAAUCAUUUUCACACCAAAAAGUUUGCUUCGUUUACCAGCUGCAAAAUCUGCUUUGGAAGAUUUCAGUGAAGGCACAUCAUUCAAGCGAUGUAUCUUGGAGAAUGGUGCAGCCAGUGAGAAUCCUGAGGGAGUGAAAAAACUGAUUCUCUGUACUGGCAAGGUUUAUUAUGAUCUAGUCAAGGCACGUGAAGAAAAUAAGUUGGAUUCUGCCAUUGCUAUCAGCACAGUUGAACAGUUGUGUCCUUUCCCCUUUGACUAUGUGAAAAAAGAGGCUGAAAAAUAUAACAAUGCAGAAAUAACAUGGGUUCAGGAGGAACCAAAGAACAUGGGGUACUGGAGCUACGUGAAACCUCGCAUUGAAACAGCCACAAACCAUGGCAAGAAAGUUGGGUAUGCUGGCAGAUCACCAACAGCUGCAGUUGCAACAGGAAAUAAAUAUCUGCACAAUUCUGAACAAAACAAUGUGAUCAAAGAUGCAUUAGAACUCUGAACUAGUCUGAAUGUUCAGUACCGUAAAGUGAAAACUUUUAGUGGAUCUUGAAACAACUUUACUACACACGGGGUAAC
Messenger RNA from Dendronephthya gigantea, 3455 nucleotides. Its product is annotated as 2-oxoglutarate dehydrogenase-like, mitochondrial. Lineage: Eukaryota; Metazoa; Cnidaria; Anthozoa; Malacalcyonacea; Nephtheidae. The transcript is spliced from 29 exons. The record is from RefSeq and is a predicted model, not a curated record. Gene Ontology annotation, molecular function: oxoglutarate dehydrogenase (succinyl-transferring) activity; thiamine pyrophosphate binding. Gene Ontology annotation, biological process: tricarboxylic acid cycle. Gene Ontology annotation, cellular component: oxoglutarate dehydrogenase complex; mitochondrion. Bases 328 to 3378 code for a protein of 1016 amino acids.